Molecule: messenger RNA, 514 nt
Organism: Sorex araneus (European shrew)
Lineage: Eukaryota; Metazoa; Chordata; Mammalia; Eulipotyphla; Soricidae
Gene: NICOL1
Product: chromosome 5 C4orf48 homolog
Exons: 4
Coding region: 185-478 (97 amino acids)
Source: RefSeq, a predicted model, not a curated record
UUAAACUAAAGGAGCGCGGGUCUCGGGUUUCCAUGACGACGACGUCGGUGGGGGGACCCGGGCGGGGCGGGGUCGAACGCAUGCGCGCUGCGCGCCGGACGCGGCCAGUCCCUGUCUCCCGCGCGACUGUCGCGAGUGUCGGACCGCGGCGGCCCUUCCCCACCCCACCCCCCGCAGCUCGGCCAUGGCGCCCCCGCCGCCUCGUAGCCCUCCGCGGCCGCCGCCCCCGCUGCUGCUGCUGCUGCUGCUGCUGCUGAGCGCGGCGCUGCUGGGCGCCCAGGCCCGCGCCGACCCCGCUCCGGGCAGCGCCGUCCCCGCGCAGAGCCGCCCGUGCGUGGACUGUCACGCGUUCGAGUUCAUGCAGCGCGCCUUGCAGGACCUGCGGAAGACGGCGUCCAGCCUGGACGCGCGGACCGAGACUCUCCUGCUGCAGGCCGAGCGCCGCGCCCUGUGUGCCUGCUGGCCCGCCGGCCGCUGAGGAUGCACUGACCCCCCAAUAAACACCCAAACCCGU